CACACAGACACGUCCUCCUCACGGAAGCCCUGUAGACUCCGCAAGGCACCAUCACGUUCACAUUGCCGUGCUUCUACUUACAGUACGACGUAACGUACUCAACGGUUUAAUCGUCUUCAAGGAGCCAAGGAUACAAGCACAUUUAGAACAUCUACAUCAAAUCGUGGAUCAUGUCGUCCGUCCUGCAGAAGCUCAUCACUCCUCUGGCCAGUGGUCCAUCUGAGCCACCCAGAAACAAGGUGACCGUGGUGGGUGUUGGUCAGGUGGGCAUGGCCUGUGCUGUUAGCAUCCUGCUUAGGGAGUUGGCCGAUGAGAUGGCACUUGUUGAUGUAAUGGAAGAUAAGCUGAAGGGAGAGAUGAUGGACCUGCAGCAUGGCAGUCUCUUCCUCAAGACACCCAAGAUUGUUGCUGACAAGGACUAUUCCGUGACCGCCAACUCCCGUAUUGUUGUGGUUACUGCUGGCGUGCGUCAGCAGGAGGGUGAGAGCAGGCUGAACUUGGUGCAAAGGAAUGUCAACAUCUUUAAACACAUCAUUCCUCAAAUCGUCAAAUACAGCCCCAACUGCAUCUUAAUUGUGGUGUCCAACCCAGUGGAUGUUCUGACCUAUGUGACCUGGAAGCUGAGUGGGCUGCCUAAGCACCGCGUCAUCGGCAGCGGCACCAACCUGGACUCCGCCCGAUUCCGCUACCUCAUGGCCGAGAAACUGGGCAUUCACUCCAGCAGCUUCAACGGCUGGAUCCUGGGAGAGCACGGAGAUUCCAGCGUGCCUGUGUGGAGCGGUGCUAAUGUGGCUGGAGUCAACCUCCAGAAGCUCAACCCUGACAUUGGCACUGAUAAGGACAGUGAGAACUGGAAGGAUGCCCACAAGAUGGUGGUGGAUAGUGCCUAUGAGGUGAUUAGGCUGAAGGGCUACACUAACUGGGCCAUCGGACUGAGUGUGGCUGACCUGACUGAGAGUCUGAUGAAGAACCUUAACAGGGUCCACCCAGUCUCCACCAUGGUGAAGGGCAUGUAUGGCAUCAAUGAGGAGGUGUACCUGAGUCUGCCCUGUGUGUUGAACAGCAGCGGUGUCGGUAGUGUGAUCAACAUGACCCUGACUGAUGAGGAGGUCUCUCAGCUCAAGAAGAGCGCUGACACUCUUUGGGGCAUCCAGAAGGACCUGAAGGAUGUGUAAAACCUUCCAUCCACAGAGAGUGUCUCUCACACUCCUAAUACACAGAGAGAACACGCUCCGUCACUCAACACACUCCCAAACAAUAUUCUCAUCACUCCACCUCUUCAGUCAAAUUUGAGGGGUUUUUUUUUUUGUUAAAUUUAUUUUUCACAAAUUUAUUAUUAAGGAUGUUUAUUUCAAUCCUGAUGUUCAAAAUCAAGUGAAUGAUCAAAUGAUAACGUCUUGACUCUGCACAUUUUUGCACCAACUCACUCCGUAUAGGGGAAACCCAGAAAUAAUCGAACACUCUCCUCUCCUCUCCUCUCACUCUUCCUCUUGAGUUGCAGCUCAGUGUUUAUGUGAUGGAGGAGAGAUAUCAUACUCUUUAGGCAGAGUAGUGUCAUUCCUAUUUUUGUUACCUUUGUCUUUUUUCUGUCAGGAUCAAAGGAGGGAGAGAAUAAGAGAGAUGAGCCAGAGAUGAGACAGUCAUAGAAAUAUCUAACUAAAAAAAAAAAAAGAAACUGUUAAUGUCAUUCAUACUGUUGAACGUGUUGUGAGCAAAAUACGGACAAUUAAGUUAAUAAACCCUUAACCAAACUUUA
Chanos chanos (milkfish) is the source of this 1756-nucleotide messenger RNA. RefSeq names its product lactate dehydrogenase Ba (gene ldhba). The transcript is spliced from 8 exons. Gene Ontology annotation, molecular function: L-lactate dehydrogenase (NAD+) activity. Gene Ontology annotation, biological process: pyruvate metabolic process; lactate metabolic process. The record is from RefSeq and is a predicted model, not a curated record. Gene Ontology annotation, cellular component: cytoplasm. NCBI's taxonomy places the organism in Eukaryota, Metazoa, Chordata, Actinopteri, Gonorynchiformes, Chanidae. The coding region runs from base 171 to 1175 and encodes 334 amino acids.